AUGAGCUUAAUUCAUCCUGAUACUGCAAAAUAUCCUUUUAAAUUUGAACCGUUCCUCAGGCAAGAAUAUUCGUUUUCACUCGAUCCAGAUAGACCAAUAUGUGAAUUCUAUAAUUCUAGGGAAGGCCCUAAAUCGUGCCCAAGAGGGCCCUUGUGCCCCAAGAAACAUGUAUUACCAAUUUUUCAGAAUAAGAUCGUUUGCAGGCAUUGGCUUCGAGGACUAUGCAAAAAGAAUGAUCAAUGCGAAUAUUUGCAUGAGUAUAAUCUUCGAAAAAUGCCUGAAUGUGUCUUCUUCAGCAAAAACGGGUACUGUACGCAAAGCCCAGAUUGUCAAUAUCUACAUAUAGAUCCAGCUAGCAAAAUACCCAAAUGUGAAAACUAUGAAAUGGGGUUCUGUCCUUUGGGGAGUACUUGUCCUAGACGACAUAUCAAGAAAGUAUUUUGUCAAAGAUAUAUGACCGGAUUUUGCCCAUUGGGUAAAGAAGAAUGUGACAUGGAGCAUCCACAGUUCAUAAUCCCGGAUGAAGGUAGUAAGCUAAGGAUCAAGAAAGAUGAUGAGAUAAAUACUAGGAAGAUGGAUGAAGAAAAGGAGAGACGUUUGAAUGCUAUAAUAAACGGGGAAGUUUGA
Molecule: messenger RNA, 627 nt
Organism: Saccharomyces kudriavzevii IFO 1802
Lineage: Eukaryota; Fungi; Ascomycota; Saccharomycetes; Saccharomycetales; Saccharomycetaceae
Gene: YTH1
Product: cleavage polyadenylation factor RNA-binding subunit YTH1
Exons: 1
Coding region: 1-627 (208 amino acids)
Molecular function (GO): metal ion binding; RNA binding
Source: RefSeq, a predicted model, not a curated record